Molecule: messenger RNA, 758 nt
Organism: Verruconis gallopava
Lineage: Eukaryota; Fungi; Ascomycota; Dothideomycetes; Venturiales; Sympoventuriaceae
Exons: 3
Coding region: 23-532 (169 amino acids)
Source: RefSeq, a predicted model, not a curated record
CAGCAACUUUCGCUGCGGCGUCAUGCGAAGCUCACUCCACCACACUUUCACUCUCCACUCCAGCUCCAAGACACUCCAAUUGAGCCUCAAAAUGUACUCAAUUGCUGCCCGUGUUGGCCUACGGGCUGCUCGUCCUGUCGCUCUUCGCACGGUCGCUCGCCGAUUCGAACACAGCGCCAGCGCUGCCGAGCGAGGUCAAUCGAAAGGUGCUCUGCAGCAAGGUGCUAAGCGCGAUCCUGAGCUCUACAUCCUCUUUGCCAUCAUGUCUGGCAUCAUUGGCAUUGCCGGCUGGCACUUCUCCCGAUCACCAACCACAUCUGCAUCCGAGAAGACCGUCGCAAAGGUGCCUGACUCGGAAGCGUGGAAGACUGGCCGCUCCGCCAUCUACCAGUACCACCCGGGAGGAGACACCAAGCAGGAGCCAAAGGAUGCGCCGUCCACUCUCAGCGUGGUCAUCGUGCCAAACGUAAAUCUGCCAAAGGAGCUGCAUGAGAAGUAUAACAAGUACGGCAAGGAGGGCUUCGACUAUUAGACCAAAGAUUUGCAAGCCGCGAUGGCGUGACUCUCGCUUUGGGACGGAUUCUGGAAAUGUCGGCAGAGUGUGAUGCUGAGUAUGCAUCUUUGUACAAAUGAGAAAUCUCUGGCAUGUAAAAGAAUCGCACUUUCUUUUGUGUACUACACUGAGCUAGAGGUCCUACGCACAGAAAUCGUCACACUGCCCUUUGCGUUGCGAAUUUCCAAGCAUUUUGCGGACCCCC